Messenger RNA from Xyrichtys novacula (pearly razorfish), 4276 nucleotides. Lineage: Eukaryota; Metazoa; Chordata; Actinopteri; Labriformes; Labridae. The record is from the annotation of a GenBank genome assembly.
GACGUCACACUAGUCUCUCUCUCGACGACAGCAAACAUGGAGGAGUAUGCCCGUGAACCCUGGUAAGAUUAGUUAGAAAUAUCCGACUUUCUCUACGUAUUCCACAAGAUCAACCCAGGGUAUAGCUUAGUCCUCUAAAUUUCCUCUUCAGGCUGUGUUGGUAGGGGGUAAGCGGGUUCCGAGGAAGAUCCUGAGCUUCGUAAGUGACCCGGUCAGGUGGAGGAGCUGUGGUCAGUCUGCAGCAUCAACAACAACACCUGGUCCAAGCUACGACUAAUGUCUGCAUUAAUGUGUCAGUGUUAAAGUUAAAUAGAAGAACACACAUUUCAUUAACAGUGUGUUUUUCAUUUUUGCGAUGGUAUGUGAAGUUAUCUUCAAACUGACCUGCAUAUUGUUGUACUUUACUUUGUUAUAUCCGACCUUAACAUUUGUAAAUUGCUUCUAUUCAUCACAUCACUGUCUCUUAUCUGUUUAACUUCGUCUUAUGGGGCACCACUGGCCGAGCAGUGUAUGCACAGGUCUCAUAUGAUGAGGUUAAGCUUCAAGCAGGCAGCCUGGGCACCAAAAACAGCCUCAACUAAACUUGCACGAUAAAUCGUCCGGCCGAUCGAUCGGCGCCGAUUUCCUUAAUUUUGGGGGAUCGGUGAUCGGCUGAUCCUCACACAUAAAACCGAUUUUAUCCACCAAUCUUAUCUACCUCUGCAAACGUCUGAAAGUCAGCCGUUGUAGCUUUUUGUUUUUGCCAGAAUGACAGGCCCACCCACCAGUUUAGUUUGUCCUGUAGAUUAUUCUACUAACUUCCUUAAACCUUGUGAUUUCCUUUAUUUAUAAAAGCAAAAUACUGCUGUGCACUUUAUUUUGGUAAGAGGCUCUAAACAGGCCUGCAGUGUGACCUGUUGCACAAGUAUUGUUAAUUUCUAAAAUGUGGAAAAUAAAAGACUAUUGUAUAUAUUGUCAGUUAUAAAAAAAAAAAAAAAAAAAAAAAGGUAUUGUCCAAAAUCAGUAUCGGCAGGUCAAGCUUUUUAAAGCUCGGUGAUUGGCUGGAAAAUUAGGAUUGGUGCACGUGUACCCUCAACUCAUUUUCCAGCUAUGCCUUUACAAAGGCAAUAAAAGCUCAAAGCUGUAGCCUUAAAAAAUCUAGUAUCAUAAACUUUUCCUCAUCUUUUUUUUUAAUCAGUCCCUGGAGGAUUGUGGAUGACUGUGGAGGAGCCUUCACCAUGGGUACAAUCGGAGGAGGAGUGUUCCAGGCUAUCAAGGGCUUUCGUAAUGCCCCUGCAGUGAGUCUCUCGAGUAAAUAUAGAGAUAACUUUUUUAGAUUUGUCUUCAUUUGUUUUUUCUUGUUUUUUCAAGUCGAUUUCAACAAGUGCUCUCAUGUUUCAGGGUGUGGGACACAGACUGAGGGGAAGUGCAAACGCAGUGAGAAUACGAGCUCCACAGAUUGGAGGUGAGAACAAAGCUGUUCCUUUGGACUCUUAUGAGAUAGGCCUAUGAGAUAUUUGAUGAUUCUCUUGCUAACUGUUAGCUGUAUUCUGGUAAUUUUAGCCCACUUAUUUCAAUGAAAUAAUUAUUGUAUUUGAAACCAGUCUUGCAGACACAAACUUGGCUUGUGUUUUGUGGUUUUGCAGGUAGCUUUGCUGUCUGGGGAGGCCUCUUUUCCACAAUCGACUGUGGUUUAGUCCGCCUAAGAGGAAGAGAGGAUCCUUGGAACUCAAUAACAAGUGGUGCACUCACUGGUGCCAUCCUUGCAGCGCGAAGUAUGAAAAGCCUGUGCAGUGUGACUUUUACUAUAUCAAAUUAAUUACUGAGACUCAGUGAAAUGUAUGUUUUCCUCUAGGUGGGCCAUUGACGAUGAUGGGCUCUGCCAUGAUGGGAGGAAUUUUACUCGCCCUCAUUGAGGGAUUUGGGAUCCUUCUCACCAGAUAUACAGCGCAGCAGUUUCAGAACCGUAAGUGAAGCAGAAAAUGUCAUUUCAUGUGAGUCUUUGUACCUCAGCACACCGCCACAGACAUUUAUCACAUUCACAGCUCCCCCCUGUGUUUCAGUAUGCUUCCUUUCACAGUUCUAGUGUUUUCAUCGGCAACUGUGCUGGUUUCAUUCUCACCUCUGUCAUGGUGCCAGUUUUGUUUAAACUCAAACUCCAUUUUUUUUUAAAGAGUUUAAAGGAAAUAAAACAGUGAGCAUGCACCGAGGGAGAAGCAGACUCUAAAUUAAGUCACCCCUACAUUAACCAUGCUAUAAUAAACAGGGGAUAAUAUGUUGGUGUUGUGUCCAGUCACAGCUAAAUGCUCAAAUAUUAUCAAAAAACAGAAAGUAAACAUGUAUUUCUUCAAAGUUUGAUUAUUGCUCUUCAGUAAGGGUAGAAAAGCACCAAACUGAAUGUGAUAUAAAUGCACAGAGGGAAAAAUCAAAUGUCUCUGUGUCUUCUUCCUCCAGCUGUUCCCUUUGCAGAGGAUCCCAGUCAGUUACCUCCAAAGGAUGGAGGUCAGCAGCAGCAGUAGCAGCUUGGACAGAGGUUAGAGGAGGAGGAGGCACAUCAGACACAACAGCAGGUCUCAGGAUGGACUGAAGGUGAAGACACUGGUCCCUAAAGUUGUGUCUACUUUUUGCACUAUGUGAUUUUACCUCAGGGGCAAAUCAUUGUCAAGUUUUUCAUGUGUUAAUGUUUUGGAUGUAAAGAAAUCCUUCUGGCAGACAUCACAUUUGCAUCUCUAGGAUCUCAUCAAUCACUUCACAGUAAGUGUUAUCCCACUAAAAAGAGUCUAAUCUAUUUACAAAGACCAGAUAUGAAGAUGGGAUAAGAUUGAGCCCUAUCCUGUCAGAUCAGACCCACUCCUAUCCCACCUUCAACUACAUGAGUGUAGCACUUUGCAGCAUUGAGAGAGGAAAAACCUCCUUGAACAGGCAGAAACCUCGAGCAGAACCAGACAGUAGACAGUUAAACUAACUAAACUGUUGUUAACGGACAGCUAGUGUUUACUCUGUUGACUAGACGUUAAAUAUGCUUGUGAAAUUAAACAUUUGAGAUCUUUAAGAAAAUCUAAAUAAUGAGGAAAUUGUUGAUAUAUGGGGAAUAUUCUUAUCUACCUGUGUACCCAGAGUUAGAUUAGAAGAUAGACAACACUAUCAUUUAUGAUUUGUAAAAAUACCACAGUAGCCAGCAGCUGUAAAGUUUCGCACAAGGAGUAAGAUUAGAGGAUGAUUUCACUUAACCAAAGAAAACUAGUCCUUUUUCUGUGAAUAAGUAAAACAGUUAGUUUUCUAACAGAAGAUGGAGCUUUACCUUCUUGGGUUGUUGUUGCUGAGAGUUGGUACCUAUCUAAUCAUGAAAGUAGAAAACAGGUAUUUUACUUGUGUUUGCAAGUUGUUUCUCUUCAUCAAGGCCUCCAAAGAUUUUAUUCAAGUAGUGAACUUUUUAUUUGUUAAAGAUAAUUUUGUCAAAAUGUGUGUUGAGAUAAAUAUUUAGUCACCAUCUAAUGUUGAAUGGGGCAGUAAUGUGAUUAUUCAACCUGUAGCGCACUGAUGAAAGCUCUCUAAUUUAAAACUUUAGUCUCACCUUGGAGUCAGGUGGAGUUCUUCAUUUAUAGUUUUGCAUAGUUGUAAGUGGUUAUCGUGGUCAAAGAGAAAAAAAACAAAGAAAAUUAGAUGACAGUAAAAUCCAAAGACAAAGAAACAGAUGAGACAGAUUGAUAAAUAAAGCAGCAGUCAGUGAAGAAAAAAACAGACAUCUGCAAUAAAGGUUAUAGAUGGAAAACAAGCUGUAUGUCACAACACAACAUUGUUUUUUAUUUUAGUUUAAAUUUCGCCAUGGAGAGCAGGAGUCUUAAAAUAUGCUUUAAAGUCUAAGAUCAUGUGAUUGUUUUUGAUUUUAUGUCAGCUGUGACAAUCAAUGCAAAAAAAAACAACACUGUACUGUCCUUACAUGUGCAUCUAAACUCAACAAAACCUCAUUUUGUGUUUCGGUAUUUCUUCAGCAGACAGCUGUGUUAAGCUCAAAAGGCUGCGUAUUAAUUCAAAAGAUGAAUAAGAUUUCGCUGUAAUUCCACUGUUUACUUUGCAGCUUUAAACGCACUUGUUUGUAUUAAGUUUGUCUUUUAAGCACUUUUUAAACCCAUCUCUCAAUUGUCUUUAAAUAACACCAUCUGCACACAGCAGAGAAACAUUGCACUACAAUGCUGAUCUUUUGCUUUUAAACUGUAUGUAGAAAGAACUAUUUAUUUAUUUAUGAUGUUAAUUUAUUUAUCUUGGAAAAGUCGAUUAAACAAAGUAUCAAAAGUUA